UAACGUGAAACCGCUAAAAUACGUAACUACACAUCAACUUAAGCCAUUUACAAAAGAACUGUUAAACUUUCAUACUUAGUACUUACUGUGAAUAACGGAUCGAUAGAAGCUUCAUACACUGGAGUAGCUAUAGAGACCUCUUUAUAAUGGUUUACGGAGUGGGCGGUGAGCAAAGUGGGCGGGUCUUAUUAAGGGUACCUUAUCCCUUGAUGUAUCCCUAUGAGCUUCAAUACGGUACAGUGUGUCAAACUAUCAACACACUACGCGCGCAAUGAGUGCUACAAUAGAUAGUAGUCGCGUAAAGUAGUCUGAUAGCUAUACAAAAGUCUAAAAUGGAUACGAAUGAAAAUUGCGCUCCGUUAGAGACGAACAACUCUGCACCGCUCACCGUCGGCGGAUCGCCAAAUAAUUCUGAUAACAUGUUCUUAUAUGAUGAUUCUUCAAUGUCCGACGGCAGUUUAUAUGCCAGCGACCAAGAAAAUCAUUCCACGCCAAGAAAAAGGUCAGAAUGCCGGCGACACCACAAGCGGCACGUAUGCUGCACGCAGCAGCAGAUCCAGCAGCGACAGGCUGCUAACCUGCGGGAGCGACGCCGCAUGCAGUCCAUUAACGACGCCUUCGAGGGUCUCCGCGCGCAUAUCCCCACCUUGCCUUAUGAAAAACGUCUCUCUAAGGUGGAUACGCUCAAACUUGCCAUUGGAUACAUAAGCUUUCUCGGUGAACUGGUUAGUGUGGACAAAAGUGGAGACGCGAUGCCCUCCGGAGUAUCUAAUAACCUGAAAUCAAAUCAUGAACAAAAGAAAAUCAUCAUACGAGGUAGCAACUACCAAAGCCAUUCCCUGUCAUGGUCCCGACGCGGAGAACGGCCUUCUGGAGGAACGCUUCACGCCAAAAUAUGGGUCCCAGAAGAUCCUCGGAUGUCAACGCGGUCUACCAACAUUAUAGAUAAAGAAGAACUAAGAUAAAAUCUACUUUAGACAUUGUUCGGUUAACUAAUGAUCUCAUUAUUUGUUUAAGAGUUUGGCUGUACUUAUGUAGAAACAGUAGAAACCUUAAGAAGUUAUAUGCGCACCGUAGCUUGCUUAACUACAAUCAUUGUAGCUUCCAUGCCAUUGUGUAGGACUAGCGAUCAUGAUUUCCUUAACAGAGUCUACGAGUAUAUAAUCAAGACACGGUUUAAAGUGUGCAUGCAUAGGUAGUCAGUUGAAAUUGUUCCAAAUAUUAUUUUCGUAAGAUACGAAUUGAAAGUAAAUUAUUUUAUUUUCAAUUCGUAUCUUACGAAAACUAGUCAUUAGUAGUAGGUACGUUAAGUUAUAAUUAAUAAAUUGAUUUGACAUUUUCAAAUAAAAACAAUACAGCGAAAAGAAAAAGCGCGUGGAAUAAUUUUUACUUGUUCACAAAUUAAUGCCAGUAUUACUAAUGAAGUAAAUUAAUAUUUUCGUUUUUUGGUUACAGAUAUAUUUAUUUAUCUAAAUUUUAGUUUAGGUUGUAAUUUAUUGUCAAUAUUAUUUAAAUUAUAGAAUUAAAUGUGUAUUUAUUAUAUUUUAUAUCCCAUAGUAAAUUUCAUCCAAAGAAUGUAAAGCACUUUUCUGACAUUAAAGAUUUUCUGAGGUUUAAAAAAAAUUAAAAAAUGUUCAGUUUUUAUUAAUUAAAAAUGCAGUGAUAACUUCUUAUGUUAAGUUAAACCACUCCUUAACGUAACGCGUUACGGCGCCUCUCUAGCUGGCUUCCUUUUCUCUCACGCAUAUAGCUACGCAGGUUUAUGUUAUCACUUCUGUAGUGGGUCCCGAGAAGCACAUGUUUUUUUUUUAUUAUUUUGAGAUAGGUAUCUAUUUAUUAAA
Messenger RNA from Bicyclus anynana (squinting bush brown), 1841 nucleotides. RefSeq names its product pancreas transcription factor 1 subunit alpha. Gene Ontology annotation, molecular function: DNA-binding transcription factor activity, RNA polymerase II-specific; RNA polymerase II transcription regulatory region sequence-specific DNA binding; protein dimerization activity. Gene Ontology annotation, biological process: regulation of transcription by RNA polymerase II; developmental process. The record is from RefSeq and is a predicted model, not a curated record. The transcript is spliced from 4 exons. Lineage: Eukaryota; Metazoa; Arthropoda; Insecta; Lepidoptera; Nymphalidae. Bases 333 to 965 code for a protein of 210 amino acids.